CCGCGCUGCGCUGUUAAAACUCUACAUUUUUUGCUCUGCCAUUUUGGGGGAAAGCGACCGACAUCCGAAAUCAGACGUGUCCUGCAAAACAGAGGCAACCAUGGCCUGAUUUUGUGAGCCACAGCUGUGUAUUUGAGAGGGCCUCUGAAGUGGGUGACAGUUACACCAACGAAGGAGGGACUGUUGUUUUGUACCUGGUCACCAAAUAACCUCAGCCAUGUGUUCUACAAAUAAUUCAAACUGGGUGACAUUUGAAGAUGAGAAUACACCAGUCUCAUCACCUCAGAAGCCCACACAGUCAUCAGGACUUAUCAAAGCAUCAAUACCCCGCCCUAAUGGUCUGAAACUGGUGCUUCCGCCUGUCAGAGAUCCUUCCUGGAGCUUCAGCAGUUCCCUGGAAUCGCCUCAAAUCCACUCAAGUCUUAAUGGAAGUUCCUGUAUGCCAUGCAACACUCCCUUUUGCACUCCUGUGAGCGGGGUUCCUAACAAUAUGUCUCCAUUUAACUUCAACACAAGGGAAAAGAACAUAUUCUUCCAAAGCUUCUCCAGCACACCUACCACAUCUGUCUCCUCCCCAGGCCCAGAGGGAGCGACACAAACCUCAGAUGGACCAAGCCCGUUCCCCUCUUUUCAGGGAGAGUCGGGACACUUCAAUCCCUUCUGGGAGGGAACUAGCCACAAUGCAGAUUUGGAAAGUUCCUCCUCAGACUCGGAAACGGAUGUUAGCCUACCACGCUUCUUUAUCCGGACCAAAGAUGGCAGUGAGCCACCACGCGACCAACUCCAGAGCUCAUACUCCUACAUUUGCCACAAGCUGGAAGGCCUACGAGCAGAAAAAGACCAUGAAGCAGAGAUAGAGCGAGAUAGAGAGGGAGAAUUAAGUUGCAAAACAGAACUAAGAACCGAGAUGGUGAGGGAGGGUUCAUCACAGUUUGUUCCUCGAGGUCUGUUUCGGAGCCAGAAAAGGGAUGGCUGGUCUUUGAUGCUCAGGAUUCCAGAAAAAAAGAACCGCAUGUCCUCUCGACAGUGGGGUCCAAUCUAUCUCCGCCUGCUGCCAGGAGGUGUGCUGCAGAUGUACUAUGAGAAAGGGCUGGAGAAACCCUUCAAGGAGUUCCAGCUUCUCCCUCAUUGCAGGCUAUCAGAACUUAAGCUGGAGAGCUAUGGCGAGCCCCGCAAAAUCCUCACCGUCAAAGUGGAACAUUUCUCAUACACAGAGAAGAAACGCUUCCAUCCUAAGUUGGAGGUGACCCAUGAGGCAGAGAUAGAGCAACUGCUGAAGUUUGGCACCACAGAGCAUGGCGACAUGGAGGAUCUUUUAGUCUCCAUGGAGGAGGAAAUCUUCAGGUUGAGUAUGCCCCACCAACAAAGACGGAAUUACGAGGAGCAGGAGCUGUCAUUGCAGAUUACUGAUCAUAUUUGGGUACAGCUGGAUAAGACUGGCGGAGUCAUGGAGCGGGCAGCCUUUACACAGAUCCACUGCCUCGCUUUUCUAAAUGGGGAAGGGUAUUGCUUUCUGGCCCUUAACGAUCUCGGGCUGCUUCGCUUUGACUCAAGCUACGGAUCCGAGGACGGUAACGAAGUCUGGAUGGAGAUCACUGACUGCCAUUUUCACAGAUGCAUCAAUGAGGCGGAGUUUCAGAGAUCCCGGCUGAUUAAGUUCUCGCCCCCUGACGCUUGUAGGGUGGAGCUGAUGAGAUACAAGACAAUGGGUUUGGGUUGCACAGAGUUACCCUUUUCAAUCAAAGCCAUGGUCACGGUACAAGGUGCCUAUGUGGAACUCCAAGCCUUCCUUAACUUGUCUGCGGCCUUCCCUUCCUCUGCAGGGACAUUUGACACAAUGCAGCCGCUCUGUGAGAACAUAGUGAUCCAUGUGCCAGUACCAGGUGACUGGGUCAAAGUGUCACAAACAGUGGCCUUGCUGCGACAGAGAUCACUGAAAGCCCGUAUGAACAGAAACACCUGUCUGGGCUCUGUCAGCGCUGCAGAGUCACAGCCUGUAAUGCAGGUGUCAACCGGCACUGUCAAGUAUGAGAAUGUAUAUUCAGCUAUCGUCUGGAGGAUCGACAGACUUCCUGCUAAGAACACAGCAGUGGAUCAUCCCCAUUCAUUUUCCUGCAAGCUAGAGCUGGGAUCUGAUCAGGAGAUCCCAAAUGACUGGUACCCUUUUGUCACCAUGGAAUGUGAAAUUAUGGGAGCUGUUGUGUCACAAACAAGGAUAAAGUCGCUGGGCACUGUAAACGACAUCCAGCCACAGAAGCAUGUGACCAGUUGGACACGUUAUCAUUGUCAGGUGGAAAUCGAGAAGAAAUGGAUUGAAACAGAAUCACAGAGGCAAUCUGGCUGCAUGACACAGUGAUCAUUAAAGAAGUUCUGCAGAACGAGUUACUCCUUUGGUCCAGAACAUUUGCCAAACUAUCCUCCCACUGGUGAAAAGGGAUGACAUUUAAUGCAGUAAACAUAAAUGAGGAUUUUGUACUCGCUUGCAUAUGGUGUCUUAAUUCAUAACACAAUUACACAUAGCCUGGUAGUAUUUCUCAUGGAAAAUUAACAUUUUAUAUCCUUGUACUGAGACUGAUUUAGUCUAGACCUAUUGAACAAUCUAACAUGGUCCUUUUGCCUAGCACUUUACAUGUACUAAUUUUAUUAACUGUAAAAUUAACAGGUUAUAUCAAUAAAUAAGCUUGUUUUUGUAUCAUGCACUGCCCUCCAGAGCAACUGGCACCCUUAAUAAAGAUGAGUUAAACGGGCUGUAUGAGAUAAACAACUUUAAGCAAUAUUCUAGGAUCAAAGAUUUUCAGAAAAUUAAACUAAUAUCUAGAGACAGAGAUUUAGAAAAGUUUUUCUUUCUUCGUAUUGAUUGUUUUUCUUUAUUAUUAGCUAGUUUGGUGUUCCAAUCACUCGCACUGGCCCUUUGUUGCACAGCCAGUUAAAUUUGGCAGAUUUACAAACUGAGUGAGACUCCUUUGUAUUUAUAGGUUAUUUCUUGUGGCAGCGUCAUGAUAGCAUCAGGCUAUUUUGUAGGUUGCGAUAAAAAGCGGGUGAAUCCACUUGCAACAUGCGACAGCAUUGGAUUGGCUAUUCUUGAAGCCCUUAUGUUGCUUUGAAGGGAAAUAUGACAAAAACCUAUUAGGUCUUACAUUUACUGAGCAACAUGAGUGCCAACUUUAUUUAAAAAGCUGCAUUUGAGAUAAAGAACUGAUUUUCUACAUUUUCUUAAAUGAAAUCCAGCUCAUUGCCUGUGUUGCUUGCCUUUAAUAGACUUUUGAUUAUUUUUACCAUUGUUGUCUUCUGGAGGACUGUAAUUUUAUUUAAACAUAACUGUAUUAUUUGAUCCCUUUCCCUUGAUGAGUUGCCGGUCGGUUUGAUCAAGAAAAGAAUGGCAAGGCCUACACUGAUGACUUUUGUAUGAACAGACAAAAUGACAACUGGAUUAAGCUGUAUGUGAUGUAUGUCAGGAGUAAAAUCUGAAUUAAAUGUA
Messenger RNA from Myripristis murdjan (pinecone soldierfish), 3478 nucleotides. RefSeq names its product stonin 1 (gene ston1). NCBI's taxonomy places the organism in Eukaryota, Metazoa, Chordata, Actinopteri, Holocentriformes, Holocentridae. Gene Ontology annotation, biological process: regulation of endocytosis; endocytosis. Bases 218 to 2356 code for a protein of 712 amino acids. The record is from RefSeq and is a predicted model, not a curated record. The transcript has 4 exons.